CAUGGUGCUGGGCUUUGCAGAAAAUUGAUGUUAUAUGCCGAUGAGCGAUAGCGUAGUGUACAACUAUAUGAUGGAGGGAGGAGGAGGAACAGUGGCAUUGCCACCUAAAAAAUCAGUAAUCACUCAGCUUCAAACCAAAUGGGGGGAAUUAGAAAAUGGUUACAAAGGUUGGGUUUCUAAACAAUGUUUACCAGUUGAAAUUGCUACUGUCGCUGCCACCCAUGCUUUUCAAGGAGCUGCUUUCGGUGUUUUGCUUGGUAACAUUUUGAAGAAUUUUCGUCCAUUUCAGAAAUACGGGAGUAUUCCUUUGAUAGUAUCUUUAGCUCGUAAUUUUGCUCUUUUGAGGGGCACUAAUGGUGCUAUGACCUGUGGUAUGAAAAGAAUUAGAGGAGGGAAAGACGAUACCAAGGCUAGAACGGUGGCAGGUUUUACUUCUGGAUUCAUGACAAGUGUGAUUGAUGACUUUCCUUCUCCUCCUAACAUCUCUAUUGGGAUCGGAAUAGGGCUCCUCUUUGCGGUUUUAAAUGGUCUUCUGCACAAGGUAUUGUCUUCUCAGCAGCCAGUAUUGGAUGAUAGAUGCUAUACCAGAACAAGAUGCAUGUUGUCAAAGCUAGGCCUUCAGAAGUACGAGAAGCACUUCAAGAAACACUUGUUAACAGACAAUACUAUGCCAUUGCUUAAUCAUAGUGACCUUGCGGAGGCAAGAAUCCCUCUUGGACCAAGGGUUCUAAUACUGAACCACAUUGAAAGGGAUCGAAAGAUGCAGGGAGGCUGAAAAUAUACAUGUUGUGUGAAACUGAUGGUGAACAAUCAAGUUAUAUAUAUUAUGUAGAGGGAGGGAUACGUAAGUUGUUGUUGGGUGAAUUUCAAACCUUUCAGAAGUAAGUUCUACUGAAUUUCUUAAAUGUAAUUAGUUCUAACAGUAGGUAUAACCAUAUCACUGAAAACCCAAUGAUCUAGCUAGGAAAGCUAUUGUCAUGAUCUGAAGUUCACUGAUUGAUGCUUGCUUUAGAUUGAAUACUCAGUUGGAAUGCAGCAGUUGUGUUUUUAGUAUUAUUAUGUUAUUGCGCUUGAACCAUAUUGAACGUAGAGCCACGGCAGGAAAGUUGCCAACAUAAUAUUUGAUGCUACCAUCACUAGAGACUAAUUGUAAGGAUAUGAUCUCCCAUUAACAUGUAAAAACUUUUCUUGA
This is a messenger RNA of Papaver somniferum (opium poppy), 1192 nucleotides long. RefSeq names its product chloroplastic import inner membrane translocase subunit HP30-2-like. Gene Ontology annotation, molecular function: transmembrane protein transporter activity. The record is from RefSeq and is a predicted model, not a curated record. Gene Ontology annotation, cellular component: chloroplast inner membrane; TIM22 mitochondrial import inner membrane insertion complex. Lineage: Eukaryota; Viridiplantae; Streptophyta; Magnoliopsida; Ranunculales; Papaveraceae. The transcript is spliced from 7 exons. Gene Ontology annotation, biological process: protein insertion into mitochondrial inner membrane; protein targeting to chloroplast. Bases 35 to 775 code for a protein of 246 amino acids.